Messenger RNA from Aphanomyces astaci, 2016 nucleotides. RefSeq lists its product as hypothetical. The coding region runs from base 1 to 2016 and encodes 671 amino acids. Lineage: Eukaryota; Oomycota; Saprolegniomycetes; Saprolegniales; Verrucalvaceae. Gene Ontology annotation, molecular function: metalloendopeptidase activity. Gene Ontology annotation, biological process: protein processing. The record is from RefSeq and is a predicted model, not a curated record. Gene Ontology annotation, cellular component: plasma membrane. The transcript has a single exon.
AUGGUCAAAGUCCUCACCUUCCUGAGCGCGCUGGCCACUUCCGCUACGGCUGGCUCCGCCACGGAAUUCCCCGAGUCUGUGACCAAGCUCAUCGACUACUCCACAAACCCUUGCGACGACUUUUAUCAAUAUGCGUGUGGCGCGUGGUACAAGGAUGCUGUGAUCUCCCCGGACAGGCCCAUUACCGAUACGUCGUUCUUCAAGAUCGCCAUCCAAAACGAAGCCGUGUUGAAAAAGAUUUUGUCUGACAACAAGACCAAGCUUGGCGAGUUUUACAACUCCUGUUUGGACACGGCUACGCUGUCCUCGCUCGGCGUGACUCCGUUGACCGACUCGUUCAAAGCCAUUCGAUCGGCCAACAACACGUUGGACCUCCUCGUCGUGGCUGGCGAACUGGCCAAGAAUGGCAUCCCUGCCUUUGUCGACAUCAAGGCCAGAGCUGAUUACGCUAACCCAACCAAGAACGCCCUCUUCGGUGUCCGAUCCCCCCUGCCGCUACCUCGCAAAUACUACAUCUUCCCUUCCGAGUGGUCAUACUUCAAAGCCGACUACGAGGUGUACAUUACGUCGGUGUUGCAGUUGGCUGGCUACACUGCCGAACAAGCGGCGGCUGCGGUGCCGGUGAUCACCCGCUUCGAAGUAACUGUGGCCGACUUCGGCCUCUACAAGUUCAAGGAGACGGAGGCCGCUGCGUCUCCCUACACUGUGUAUACGUUUUACCAACUGGACCAGAAGUACCCGCUGCUCAUCGGCUCAUGGCUCAAGGCCAACGGCUUCAAUGUCCACGACCAGUCCGGUGAGUCGAACGACUGGGUGGGUUUAACCGAAUUGGCCUACUUUGACAAGACGGAAGCGUUGUUAAAGAACACGACGUUGGAUGACCUCCGCACCAUCGUGGAGUACAAGCUCAUACACGCCUCGUCCACCCACCUGACCCCUGAAUUCCGCACGGCCAACUGGAACUUUUUCGGCAAGAGGAUAGAUCACGAAGACGCGGAACCUACUCGUGAAACAUUCUGCGUGUCUCAGACGGGCUCCACGGUUGGGGAGCUCUUGGGCCAGAACUUCAUAGACGCGGUGUGGUCGGCUGACACGGCCAAGACGGCCGACGAACUUGUCAAGGCCUUGGAGUCGUCCUUCUCGACUGGUAUUGCGACCACCGACUGGUUGGACAACUCGACCCGCGCCAACGCGCAAAAGAAGCUGUCCAAGUUAGUGAGUUUGGUGGGUGGCCCAAAGAAGCCCCAGUUGUACCCCACGCUGACGUUGAACUCGAAGUCGUAUUUGAACAACCGGUGGACGAUCUCUCAAGUGAACAUCGACACCAACUUGACGCUGAACGGCCAACCUGUGGACACGCCCAAGUUCGACGUGCCUCCCCACAAGAUUACCGCGGAGUACAGGUUCAACAUGAACCAAAUUGUGUUCCCGGCCGCCAUUUUGCAAAAACCGUUCUUUGACAGCCUGUUUGACGCCUCCCAGAACUUUGGUGCCAUCGGGAUGGUCAUCGGACACGAAAUCACCCACGGGUUCGACAACUACGGCCGCAAGUUGGAUGGCGACGGGAACUUGAACUCGUGGUGGUCGAACGCAACCAAAACUGCGUUCAAUACGAAAUCCCAGUGCUUUAGCGACCAGUACUCCAACUUUGUCGUCAUGAGCGAAGAGACUGGCGCUGAGUUGGGCAACAUCAACGGCCAGAUCUCUUUGGGUGAAACUAUUGCGGACAACGGGGGGCUGAAGACCAGUUUCCGCGCGUACCACGAGUACUUGAAGAAGUUUCCGUCCCAGUACACGGAAGAAGCAGGCGACAAAUUGUUCUACUUGUCGUUCGCCCAAUCCUGGUGCUCCAAAAAUACGGAUGACUACCUCCUCUGGAAAAUGAGGAAGCAGCACCCGCCCAAUCGGUUCCGCGUGAUUGGAGCGUUGCAAAACGACGCUAAGUUUGCCCGAGUGUUCCAGUGCCCCACCGACUCGUACAUGAACCCUUCCGAGAAGUGCUUGUUGUGGGAAUAG